AUGGACGAUGAUUUUAUGUCCAGCCAACUCAGCCAAGGACGGAGUGACGAGUAUCUCGGCGAUUAUGAUACUGACAUAAUUGAUUCUGAUGAUGAAAUGGAUUUUUUUGAGGGAUGGCUUCUCGAUGGUGAGUAAAAAUGACAAUAACACUAAAUAUCAGCAAAUAAUUUCUAGUUUCCCAUCUGUAAUUUGUUUCACUGUGAUAUAAUAUUGAAUACAUGAACAGUACAACAGCGAUUUUAAUUCGCCUAGUAAAAUUGCGCCAAAAAAAAUCAACCAAUAAAGAUAAAGCUUUUAUGGUUUUGGCGCCAAGCAUUCGAAGAACACCAAACAUGGUGUCGUCGACAAGUAGUUCUGGCCAAGUUUCUUGUUCGAAUUCAGCAAGUAAAAAGCUGGCUAGAAGCAUUUCCAAUAGUUCCACCUCAGAAAAUUCUGAAAAGGGUGUUGACGGUACGAGUUUGUAUUAAAAUUUCGACGAAUUUAGGGGGAGAAAAUGUUAUACAGUCACUACAGUACUGUAUAUACAAAGAGUACAAACGUGCGAAGUCGAAGGCUUCAGUCGUUUCUUCAGUUUUUUUGAUAACCUAUCUGAGCCAGGAUUCUUUUAGAAACAAUAGCAAAUCAAUUGUAUUAUCAUAUACUUUCUUCUUAGAGUGGAAUACAGAUGACGUGCUUCAUUGGUUGGAUGCUCAAGGAUUAAGAGACUUCAAACAGGGAUUCAAAGGUCAGUGCAGCAUUUUUUAUAGAUUGCAAGAUUGGAGACUUCUGACUGUUUUAUAUUUACUUGUCCACACCUUAUUGCUUAUACGUUAUUUUAUGACUUAGAUAAAAAAAUUGAUGGUAUGUGUUUAAAAGAAGGCUUGUCAGAAGAAGAAUUAAACUCUUGUCACGUUCAAACUGUGGGUGAAAAAAAUUACUGAAAAGGAAAAUUGCCGAACUAGUGGGUAAGAAACUAUAUAUAUAUGAAAUUUUGAACUCGUAUUUUAGUACUGCAUAUUUUUUGACACUAGUACUGUUGGGAAAAUAUUUUCCUCACUUUAAAUUUCAGGUGAAUCAAAGGCAAAAAUGCCUAGGUUGCAAAGAAGUGUGUUAAAAAAACUCCUGUCACCACAGCAGAAAGAUGACUUGCUUCGACGGUGAGAUUUUUACUUUUCAGCAAAAGUAAACCCACUAAGGCAAACUCAAUACAAGCAUUUUAGUUUUAUACUUCCAUUUUUAAAAAAAAUGCAAUGAAAUUGUGCAAAGGCUAUAUAAAUCUAGCUAUAUCCUGCACAAGUUAUUCAUCAAUCAAAUCCAGCAAUGCCUAUCCAGGCACCUUGGUCACCCAGGGGGUAAUGUAUAAUGCCCAGGGGGAGGGCAGAAUAUUCGUACUAAAGCCCCCUGCCAAAAAUGCUGACAAAUACCCGGCCCCAGGAAAGAAAAUAUUUUUUAUAAAAUUAGAGGCACAUCCUGGAAAGUUUUCAAGAGGGAAAAAUGAAAACUUGUUCAUUUCUGCUUAGAACAUGCCUUUUUAGUUGCAUGUUAAGGUACCUGCAUACUUAAUAUUUAUAUUAUUAAUUUUCCAUUUUCUUUGUAGGCGAAAGCAAGUACACAGGAAAACUGUUGCCAUGUUUCCUGGAAACAAUAUUCCUGUUUUCAGAGGCAAUGCAAAUGCACAGAAGCAUUUUCAAGAACUUACAGUCAGUUGCCAAGAGCAUGUUAAUCCUGAUAUUGGAUAUGAUGAAGGUAAUGCAUGCAUGAUAAGAAAGUAUGCCAAAUUUUACUGUUUAAUUAAUAAUAUGCAUGCACAGUUUAUGGAAAAGAUAGAGUUUAUAUGGAAAUUUACUCAUACACAAUAAUAUUAAAAAGACAAAUUCUUUACUAAUAGAGGAACUCAGGAGACACAUUCGAGCAAUAUUGGAUGAAAGAAGACGAAUGGUGAGGGAGGGAUAUAAUUAUGAGGAUAAUGAGGUAUACUUUAUAUACUGUGAUAUCUAAAAGGUUCAUGAAAAUUAAUAGGUAUAUACCACUGUAUUUUAUUCAUUACUUAAAUAACUUUAAUAAUAAUUAGUCGUGUAAACCUUUGAUAAUGUAAGUUGAGCUAACAUAUUGUACAGUAAACACUGUUGUUUAUUUCUGAUGGACUGCUAAAUAUACAUAUAAAGUGUCUGCAUUCUAGAGUGGUUUUUAAUGUUAUUUCAUUCCAUUCAUUUGGUUAUUUGAAACUGUUUUCAGGAUCCAAGUUCAACUGAUCAAGAUGAAGAAUGCAGUAAGCGUUCGCAAAGCCCAAUAUUAAUAGCAGAGGGAAAAAAGGAAAGGUCUGAAAGUGAAGAGAAUAAUUCUGGCAGUGAAACUGAGUUGCCAGGUAAAUAAUAAUAAUAAUUUGUCCUGCACGGUUAGCACAUAUAAAGCUAAUAAACAACACAUAAAUGCUAAUAAACAAUAAACAAAUGUUUUGUCAGCUUGAAGAGUUUCCUAGUGUUGCAUUUAUACUCUUAGCUCCAACAGUCUUCUUAAUUAUACUUACCUCUUUACUUACUCUUUACUUAUGAAAAUAAAAUAUUUUGUAAGUUGAAGCUUGUUAAUAAGUAAUCUUCACCAGUGUAUUUAUUUCAAUAAAAUAUUGAAAUAUACAUACAGUCUUUUGAUUUAUUUAUUUAUUUUUUUUUUCUGUAGAGGGUGCACAAAAGAUUCCAUUGACCACAGCUGAAACAAUCAUCUUGGCUUAUUUUAAAAAGGGAUACACAAAAGAAGUGAAGAAAGACCUUCAUCUUCUCCCUCUUGGCAGGGACUUAAAAGUUAAGAACUUAACAUCAAAAGAUAAAACUGAACUGAUGAUGGUUUUAAGCAAGGAGUUGCUUUUAAAAAAACUAGUAACCUUGAAAGAUGAUGCAGAUUUUUACUGCCUUCAUCGAGACAGUGUGAUUGUUAUGGAAAAGAAGUCACAGGAUAAUUCUAGUUGA
Molecule: messenger RNA, 2942 nt
Organism: Paramuricea clavata
Lineage: Eukaryota; Metazoa; Cnidaria; Anthozoa; Malacalcyonacea; Plexauridae
Source: the annotation of a GenBank genome assembly